This is a messenger RNA of Carya illinoinensis, 966 nucleotides long. RefSeq names its product putative 4-hydroxy-4-methyl-2-oxoglutarate aldolase 2. The transcript has 3 exons. Bases 290 to 790 code for a protein of 166 amino acids. The record is from RefSeq and is a predicted model, not a curated record. Gene Ontology annotation, biological process: regulation of RNA metabolic process. Gene Ontology annotation, molecular function: ribonuclease inhibitor activity. NCBI's taxonomy places the organism in Eukaryota, Viridiplantae, Streptophyta, Magnoliopsida, Fagales, Juglandaceae.
ACAAAAAAGAAAAAGAAAAGCCGUAAAAAAGGUCAAAAAAUUGAUAUAACUGAUUCUCUCUCCCUCUCCCUCUUCCUCUCUCUCUCUCCCUGUCUUAAAAGUUGCAUUUUAUGCUCGUUUGUUAGAGUGGAAUUCGACUUGUGUUAAUCACGAUCUGUCAGCACAGCGCACUGUCUAUUCUUGAAUUGCAAUAGUUUCGUGGUUUGGUGCUUUGUGAUUCAGACCCCAGACAAAGCCUCUGCAACCUCUUCCUCAAGCUUUGCAAUUGCUGUCAUUAAUCAGACGAUCAAUGGCACUGGUUACAACUGCUGAAGUUUGUGAUGCAAACCCACAACUAAUUUCAGGUGGCGAGCUCCGGGCACUCCAGCCAAAUUUUCAAAUCUAUGGCCGUCGUCAAGUCUUCUCUGGACCAAUAGUUACCCUCAAGGUAUUUGAAGACAAUGUUUUGGUUCGUGAGUUUCUUGAGGAGAAGGGUGAUGGCCGAGUUCUUGUUGUGGAUGGGGGUGGAAGUCUGCGGUGUGCAAUACUGGGGGGCAAUCCUGUUGUACAAGCUCAGAAUAAUGGAUGGGCAGGAAUAGUUGUGAAUGGCUGUGUAAGAGAUGUUGAUGAGAUCAAUGGUUGUGACAUUGGGGUCAGGGCUCUGGCCUCCCACCCAAUGAAAGCCAAUAAGAAAGGUAUGGGAGAAAAGCACGUUCCAAUUAGCAUUGCCGGGACAAGGAUCUCUGAUGGGGAAUGGCUUUAUGCAGAUACUGAUGGAAUUCUGAUUUCCCGAACUGAGUUAUCUGUCUAAAGCGUAUUCUCUUUGAAAGAUACUUUCGGCAGGAUGAUAAUCAAGUUAGGUAAGUUCUGCUGUAUUGCUUGUUUCUGUAUUCUGUUAUGGAGCUCAGUUCUGAACUGUUGGUGAAACUGUGAGGUGAUUACCGACAUUAAUCGAAGUCUAUUGAUGUCUUUGUCAUUUUAGAUCAA